Leishmania major strain Friedlin is the source of this 1779-nucleotide messenger RNA. RefSeq lists its product as hypothetical. Gene Ontology annotation, cellular component: cytoplasm. Gene Ontology annotation, molecular function: protein tyrosine/threonine phosphatase activity; MAP kinase tyrosine/serine/threonine phosphatase activity. The record is from RefSeq and is a predicted model, not a curated record. The coding region runs from base 1 to 1779 and encodes 592 amino acids. NCBI's taxonomy places the organism in Eukaryota, Euglenozoa, Kinetoplastea, Trypanosomatida, Trypanosomatidae. The transcript has a single exon. Gene Ontology annotation, biological process: dephosphorylation; negative regulation of MAPK cascade.
AUGAAGCCCACAGAUGCCGGCACUGACAACAACACACACGCAGCAUCGGUAUUUGACUGGGCUGAGCGAGAGAUGCGCCUGGUCGUCUCUCUCGAGGACUUCCUGCAUGCCUGGGCGGAGGGGGAUCGAGAAGGUGGCCGAGCGAAGGCGGCGUCGUCGUCUGCGGCUAUAGAAGCGGCGGUUGCCCGAGAGGAUGAGCGGCAGCAUCACCCCGGUGCACAUCCGAAUCCAAUCCUCUGUGCGAGUGGCCUUGAUGCGGCGUCGCUCGCAACUGCUCGAAUCGCGUCAGCGCCGUCCACGUCCACCUUGGCCAACGAGUAUCUUGCCGCGCUACCUCCCCGCCUUCCAGCCCCUCCUCCACGCAGCUUUAGACCCAAUGAGAUGAUGCCUGGGGUCUACCUCGGGUCGUGGAGCGACAUUGGCACCGAUAUACUCGAACUAGCACGACGUCUUCGUAGUGUGUCGACCGGCUCGCACAAGUCCUCAUUGUGUACCGCCCCUCACUCGUGGCAGCGCCUGGUGCUACUCGUGCGCGCCUGCCCAGUGAAGGGGUUGGUCGCGCCGCGACUGGAGCUGCGCGUGACGCGGCGUCGAGAGGGCGUGCGCCGCCUUUGCCCCUCCACCGAAAAAGUGUCCCCUGCGCCCUCCACCAAGGCUGCUGCAGCCCGCCUGCUGCAGCCGCCGUCACAACGGCCGCCUGCCAUGCACAGCCGGAAGCGCCCCGGCGCGGCCACAACGGCGGUGCCGGCUGACGAGGACGUCGUGGUGGCGCACAUGUCACUCAGUGAGGUGUACAAGCGUGUGUGUGCGGCGGUGUCAACGACGACGGCGGACACGGUGUCUGACGCCAGCGUCAUCUGCGCAGAAGCCACGGCUUCGAGCAAAGACGAGGGUUAUUACCACUCAGGCUCUAUCACCGGCGCCUCCCCAAGCACCACACCAUCGGGUGUCAGCAGAGUUGCCAGGUGGCUCUGUCCAGACUCGCCGCUCAUAUCGCCGUCGCGGAGUGCGUCACCGGCUAGCUCAACAGCCGCUGACGUCCCGUCCGGCUGCACGUUGGCGGACUGGCAUGUUUUUGUGCGAGCAAUGCAGGGUGUGUUGCUAGAGGAGGCGCCGGCGCACACACCGGCGGGCGCCGCACUGAGUAAUGAAGAGAUAGCCGAGACUACCGAAGCGGACCACGGCCCUUGCUCAGCGACGGUGGCGGAGCUGCGCUACUGGCGCCUCACUCUACCAAUUCUCGACUCCCCUGGAACUCGCCUGCUGCACUACACUCCCAUGACGAGUCUAAUCAUGCGUGCUGCGCUGACACUGGAGGAGAACCCGCAGGGACGUGCGUGGCUGCAAGGUCAGCAGCAGCGGCGGGAGUUGGUCAGCAACAAUGCCCCUGCAGGCAGCAGCCAUGCUAUGGUGGACGUUGCCAGCGAAGGUGGCGCGUGUGGGGAAGUCGGUGCUUGCGGCACCGAAGCGAGAGUCUUUCCAUGCGCGGCUGUGCACUGCCAGGCCGGCAAGUCACGCUCUGUCACCUUCGUGGCCGCCUUCCUCAUGCAGGAAUGGAUGUGGUGGUACCGUGGGUGCUCUCCCCCGAAUACUGCAGGUGCGGGCACUAGUACAGCAGAGCAGCAGAAGGAACAACGUGGUCGGCAAGGCAGCAUCGCGCGGCGCCUCGUGGACACCGUCCUGUCGUACCUGCGCCGUCGGCGCCUGUGCAUCGACAUCAACCUCGGCUUUGACACACAGCUGUGGGAGAUGAUGUGCGGCUUCGUGCGGGGUCUCUGA